UUUGCUUUGGCGCGGCUCUACUUAACCUCUUGGCGUGAAGAGACCUGAGCCAGUCGCUUGGAGACACUCGAGCACGGUGCAACUCUGUUGAAAAUUGCUGUGAUUGUUGUGUGUUGAAAGCCUACAAUUGCCACUUGCCUAUUUAAUGGACUGUUUUGCGUGCACAUAAUCAAUAUAAGAGAUAAAGAGUUUUUUUGGGAAGUUUUCCUCACUCGCGAAACACCACAGAAUCAAGUGCAAUCGGCUGAUCUUAGCGCAAAAAUCUGUAGGAAAUAAUUUAAUUUGGCAAAGUGUCCCAGUGAUCGUGAUUUUGAGGCAUUCAGUGAUCGCAUUCGUUGACACUAAAUACAUCACUUUCAAGUUCAAGUGCACAGAAAUAGAUCACCAAAAGUUGCGGUUUAAUCUAUUUUAGUUCGGCAUUUUCCUUUUUUUACCAAAAACUUCACUAAAACGAGAGACAAAGGCAGAAAUCCUCCAUCGCGCAUUCAGGAAUAACGUGACAAUUACCUGCCGAUCACGUGCCAUUUAUGUAGCAGCAGGCCUUCAGCUGGUUGAUCCCGCGAAGAAUUAUCAUAUUUGCAAACACUUGAGCUAUAAUGGGUAGUAAGACACGCUCAAAUAACGCCAAUCACGGACACAGCAACUCUGGCUUCGUCCCAGACGAUGGCUCGGCCAGAGAGAAGUCAGCUUUUGUCAUUGAGCUGGUGGAGAAGAGGCCGUCGAGUGCUGGCGGAAAGGACAUCCAAGACUACGAUCCAUACCAACAUCGUGAGGUUUCCCAUCCCACCACGAACAAUGAGACCCUCAUUCACCUGCUCAAGGGAUCGUUGGGCACGGGCAUCCUUGCCAUGCCGAUGGCCUUCUACCACGCAGGCUACAUCGUCGGCAGCGUCGGGACGAUCUUCAUCGGGCUGCUGUGCACCUACUGCAUCCACAUGCUGAUCAAAGUGGAGUACGAGAUGUGCAAGAGGAAGAAGGUUCCCAGCUUGAAUUAUCCGGCUGUGGCCGAAGCCGCUCUCUCCGAUGGUCCCGGAUGGUGUCGCGUCGUGGCACCGCACAUUGUACACGUGAUCAAUACAUUUCUGCUCAUCUACCAACUGGGCACAUGUUGCGUGUACGUGGUGUUUGUGUCGUCAAACAUCAAGUCCAUUGUCGAUUACUACACGGAAGAGCCAACAGACGUGAGGCUAUUCAUGCUGAUCAUCCUCCUGCCACUGAUUCUCAUCAAUUGGGUGAGAAACCUUAAAUACCUGGCGCCCUUCUCCACCAUUGCCAACUUCAUCACACUCAUCUCCUUUGGCAUUAUUCUCUACUACAUCUUCAGAGAGCCUAUCUCGUUUGAAGGACUCGUGCCAGUUGGGAAACUCAGAGAUUUCCCACUCUUCUUCGGGACAGUCCUCUUUGCGCUAGAAGCAAUCGGAGUGAUUUUGCCACUGGAGAAUGAAAUGAAAACUCCAAAGGCCUUCGGAGGCCCAAUUGGUGUCCUCAACAAGGCCAUGAUCCUCAUUGUGACACUCUACGUGGGCAUGGGCCUCUUUGGCUACGUCAACUACGGAUCAGACGUUCUUGGCUCCAUCACACUCAAUCUGCCCUCGAGUGAAAUUCUGGCUCAGAGUGUAAAAGGAAUGCUGGCCUUUGCCAUCUACAUCACUCACGGCCUGGCCUGCUAUGUGGCCAUUGAUAUCACCUGGAAUGACUACAUCUUCAAGAGAUUCUCCGAGAGUCCUCGGAAGAUCUUCUGGGAGUAUGUGACUCGGACAAUGCUCGUGCUAGUUACUUUCCUCUUGGCUGUUGCCAUUCCCAAUCUCGAGCUGUUCAUCUCCUUGUUCGGCGCCCUGUGCCUGUCGGCGCUCGGCCUGGCAUUCCCGGCCUGGAUGCAGACGGCGUGCUACUGGAACGAGCGAAAGGGCGCACAGAAGGUCAUGAUGGUCCUGAAGAAUGUCGUGAUCGCCCUUAUUGGCGUCGUGGGUCUGGUUGUUGGCACUUACACGAGUAUUUCUGACAUCAUUGCGACAUUCUUCGAAGAGGGCGGCGAGGGUCACCACUAGAAGCCCACCAGAGACGCGAGGAUUCAUACUCAAGAGAUCAUAUCCGUUCGCUCUUUUACAGAAGGAUGGCUAGUAUUAUUUGCACAUUCCAUUACCGUAUUUCUGUUGAAUGCUAAAACAAACUUCUCUAUAGAGCUCCUUUUUGUACGACAUGAUUCUAAAGAUAAAAGAAAAAGAAAAAUUUCUCAUUUCCGACAAAAUGAGAAAUUAUCACUAUUCACAUCAUUGUGAUAUGAUUUUUAUAAAUAAUCGCUGAAAAGAUUACGCAUGUUCCUCACGAGAACAUUUUCUACUUUAGUAUUUCUAAUAAUUAUUACAACUAACUGUAGAUUGACUUUAAAGUAGUGUAAAGUGAAUUAAUUUACCGAAGAAAAUGCGAUAUAUUGAAGGAUAAAAAAAAACAGCUGUAGAAUAAAAUCUCCAAAAUAGGACUAAAAAAAAACACUCUUGAUUCACAUUUUAGCUUUAAUUAUCUCGUAAGUUUGUCGACAGAUGAAUGGAGAUUUCUCUCGCGAAGGGAAUUCACAUGACAAAGUAAUGAUUUUAUGCUGUAAUGAUCAGAACAUGCCGAAGAUCAUCGAUGUUUGGGAGAGAAAUGCAUGAAAUUGCUGUGACACUGUUUCAAGUGUCAAAUAGAAUUUGCACUUUAUUUAAAUUGUCCUCCUCUUUCGAAACUCUCUUCCAUGAGGAACAAAUUGUAAUAUAAAUAUAUAUAUAUUGUUUAAUCGAUUGUGAAAUUUGAGAAAUAUUCAGUGAAAGAAUAAAGAAUUAUUUUA
This is a messenger RNA of Phlebotomus argentipes, 2824 nucleotides long. RefSeq names its product proton-coupled amino acid transporter-like protein CG1139. The coding region runs from base 597 to 2048 and encodes 483 amino acids. NCBI's taxonomy places the organism in Eukaryota, Metazoa, Arthropoda, Insecta, Diptera, Psychodidae. Gene Ontology annotation, cellular component: vacuolar membrane. The record is from RefSeq and is a predicted model, not a curated record. The transcript has 8 exons. Gene Ontology annotation, molecular function: amino acid transmembrane transporter activity. Gene Ontology annotation, biological process: amino acid transmembrane transport.